GUGCUGGGAGACAUCAAGCGACUGUGGCUCCGGCUGUGUCAGCUGCAGACAGAGGGCGACCAGCUGGCGAGUCCAGCGGUGCCGCUAGGGUCGCCGCGAAAGCAGCGACGCUUCACGGCCGACUCCAGCGACUCAGAGGCCGUGGAGGAAGUGCCCGAAAGGGAGCGUGCCCUGCUCGGCUACGCCACGGCGCUGCGGCCGGAGCGGGCCAAGGCCGUGCUGUCGAUGCUGUACCUGCUGAUGGUGACGUGGAUCACCUCCUUCGUCAUGGUCAUCGUGCACGACCGUGUGCCGGACAUGAAGAAGUACCCGCCGCUUCCUGACAUCUUCCUCGAUAACAUACCGCACAUUCCGUGGGCUUUCGGCAUCUGCGAGCUGAUCGGCACGACGCUGUUGCUGAUUUGGGCCGGUGUGCUUCUAGUGCACAAACACAGAUUUAUCCUGAUCCGUCGCUUCAACUCUCUGUGCGGCACGGUGUACCUGCUCCGCUGCAUCACAAUGCUCAUCACUUCACUCUCUGUACCUGGCACUCAUCUCACCUGCGCUCCCCGGGCCUACGGAGACCUGCACGCCAAGCUGCAGCAGGCCUACAGCAUCUGGCUGAACGCCGGCCUCAGCAUUCAGGGCGUGCGCUCGUGCGGUGACUACAUGUUCUCGGGCCACACCGUGGCGCUCACCAUGCUCAACUUCUUCAUCACCGAAUACACGCCGCGCAGGAUCUACUUCCUGCACACGUUCACCUGGCUGCUGAACGUGUUCGGCGUGUUCUUCAUCCUGUCGGCGCACGAGCACUACUCGAUCGACGUGUUCAUCGCCUUCUACAUCACGUCCCGCCUGUUCAUGUACUACCACACGCUGGCCAACAACCAGGUGACGCGGAAGCGCGCCGACGAGAAGCGCACGCGCAUCUGGUUCCCGCUGUUCAGCUACUUCGAGGCGAAUGUGCACGGCACGGUGCCGAACGAGUUCGAGUGGCCGGUGACGGUGGCCUGGCUGCGCGCGGCGGCCGGCGCGCUGGUCGAGCAGCUCUGGGGGCGCGCCUCGCAGCUGCGCCCCGCCGUGGCCGCCGUCAACGGCAAGAAGCCGCCGUCCGCCAGGAAGAACAGGCAGAGGCGGUGAUGGCGUCCAGCGUCCGGUCGCUGCUCGUGUGUUGGUAGCGACGUCUGCGUCACUGCUCGUGUGGUGACGACGACGUCGGCGUCACUGCCCGGGUGGUGACGACGACGUCUGCGUCACUGCUCGUGUAGUGACGACGACGUCUGCGUCGCUGCUCGUGUGGUGACGACGACGUCUGCGUCACUGCCCGGGUGGUGACGGCGACAUCCAGAGCAUGGCUGGUGGAAGCUGGUGAUGUGCGAACACCAGCCGGCUGUGCGAGCUUGUGACGUUCAAACGUUCGCUGGGCAUUUUGCUUGCUUAUGAAUCACCAUGAUGGUUGUGCUUGUGCUUUGUGCUGUGCUUUUUUGAGAGGGUCUCUGGUGAUGCUUUUCGAUUCCAAAGUAAGGCUGAUAACAAGCGACCUUUGAAAUUAAAUUUGGAUUGGUUGACAGCGUCGUUAAUCUCGGCUGUUAUAUGUUAUGACAUUCGAAAUCUGGUUUGAGUUGCCAGUGAUGCCCAAGGUCCCAUUUUUGAGUGGUGACCUCUUGAAUCGCCGUAAUUGUAUGCCGAAGCCGACCGUGCGCACGCACGACCCUGCGGCGACGUCCAUUGCUGGCUGCAUGUUGUGGAAAGUGUGUUCUAAUGUGGGAAGAGAUGCGCGACCGCUCGCUCCCAUGAUCAACACUCUGGUGGGUUGCAACCAGAGGCACAGAGAAGCGCGACAGUGUGAAUUGGCCUUGUGUUUGAACAGGCGACUCCAGUGAUAAAGCUUUAUAACCUGACAUUGCUCAAGGACACUAUCAAUCAUAUUUUUGCAAUGUCGUUCUACCAUAGUCAAAUUAAUGGGAGUAAGCGCUAUUUUAUGAUACAGUGAGGUGAGGCGUGGGCGACGUAGUAUGGCCGGUGCACGAGAGAUUGUGACCCGCCGUAGUGUACCCUGUGCACGAGAGGUAGUGACCCGCCGUAGUGCACCCGGUGCACGAGAGGUAGUGACCCCCCGUUUGGCGUGUUUGCCGAUACAAAGGAACACGAUCGCACGCCUCGGGCAAGUGAUGUUUUCGUAAGUUGUUCAGUGCAUUAGCGAGGAAUAUUAUUCACAUGGACAAGACAGUGGUAUUAGCCCUGUUCCUCGGAGAAAACCAGGAGA
Molecule: messenger RNA, 2245 nt
Organism: Pollicipes pollicipes
Lineage: Eukaryota; Metazoa; Arthropoda; Thecostraca; Pollicipedomorpha; Pollicipedidae
Gene: SMSr
Product: Sphingomyelin synthase related
Biological process (GO): ceramide biosynthetic process
Cellular component (GO): endoplasmic reticulum membrane; Golgi membrane; plasma membrane
Molecular function (GO): protein binding; sphingomyelin synthase activity; ceramide cholinephosphotransferase activity
Source: RefSeq, a predicted model, not a curated record